GCGGGGCCAAGUCAACGUGCUACUUUUCACCGCGCCGUGCUUCCCAGAAUCCCAGUGCGUGCCUCCGCCUCCACCUCCACCUCGUCACCGCAACGCAUAAGAGAGCCGUAGCCGUGGACUCGCCGUACCUUUUUUGCUUUGCUUCCCUCCCCUCUCAUACAGCCACCCCCGGCAAAAAGUUCCCCCAAAAAACGCUCCGGGCCGGCCCUCUCCCUCCUUCCCCCAUGGCGGCGCACGAGGGCGGCGGCAACGGCGCCCGCCGCCCGCCCGCGCCGCCGCUGCUCCCCACGCUCUCGCUGCCCCCGCGAUCCGCGGCCGGUUCCCUCUUCUCCGCCGAGUCCAGCCCCGGCGCGCUCACUCUCGCCGCCUCGCUCUUCCCCGACGCGCCCUCCCCGGCCUUCCAGGGCUCUUUCACCCAGCUCCUCGUCGGCGCCAUGGGCUACCCCGCCGCCUCCGCCCCCGCUCCGCCCUCACCGUUCCCGGUGCCGCACGGACUCAGCCCCACCGCGUUCCUCGGGGGCUCCCCCGGCCUCUUCUCCCCGACGGGGAACUUUGAAAUGUCCCAUCAACAAGCCUUGGCACAAGUAACAGCAGAAGCAGUCCAUUCUCCGUACAGUAUGAUUAAUCAAUCAGAUUUCUCACUCCCGUUCUCGUCGACAACGACUUCAGUGUUGGCAUCACAACAUGUCAACUCUUCUGCCAAUGUGUCAUCACCACGAGAAAUACCAACUCUGCCAUCCCACACAGAUAAUAGCAACAUUGAAUCAACUGAGGUUUCACAUGGAUUCCAAACUACUGCCCUCACUGAGGAUAAACCUGCUGAUGAUGGCUACAACUGGCGGAAGUAUGGCCAGAAGGCAGUUAAGGGUGGGGAGUAUCCAAGGAGCUAUUAUAAAUGUACCCAUUUAAGCUGUCCAGUUAAGAAGAAAGUGGAGCGCUCAUCUGACGGACAGAUUACUCAAAUACUUUAUAGAGGCCAGCAUAACCACCAACGACCACCAAAAAGAAGGUCCAAAGAUGGUGGCGCUUUACUAAAUGAAGCAGAUGUUUCCCCUGAGAAGGAAGAUGCAUCAACUAGAUCAGAACAGGGCUCCCAAGAUUAUUCUGGAAAAUUCAAGGCAUCAAAUGAUGGUGGUCCUUCAUCAUCCAGGAGGGGAGAUAGGGGUGAGCAAAUAUCGGGCUCAAGUGAUAGCAACGAUCAAGGCGAGGAAGAAGUGAAGGUUGAGGGUAGAGCUACUAGUGAUGGAAAUGCGAACAAAAGACAUGUGCCAGCUCCAGCUCAAAGAAUCAUUGUGCAAACAACUAGUGAGGUUGAUCUUUUGGAUGAUGGCUACCGAUGGCGCAAGUAUGGUCAAAAAGUAGUAAAAGGGAAUCCUCACCCAAGGAGUUACUACAAAUGCACGUACCAAGGAUGUGAUGUGAAGAAGCAUAUUGAGAGAUCCUCACAAGACCCAAAGGCUGUGAUAACUACAUAUGAAGGCAAGCACAGCCAUGACGUGCCAGCAGCCAGGAACAGUAGCCAUUCUUCCGCUAAUGCCAACGUAUCGUCUUCCAGCAAUUUACCUCACAAGGACAGGGGGCAACGGUCGUCGUGCAGAGAUGGUUUGCGGAAUGCAUCUUCAGUUUCUUCCUUACAGUUAAAAGAAGAGAGUGGAUAGCAUGAAAUUUUGGUAGUGUUUAGCUGGGUAAAUUGUUCUGUUCUUCAGUCCAAUCUGGGUGUGCUGCUUCCAAGCGCCGCUGAGCAGCGUGUAUUGGCUUUGUAGGUUGGUUCUUGCAUUGGUUUAGUUAGGGCUUAGGGGCUCGUUUGGUAUGCGGGAAUAUGCUCAUAUUCCUCUGGAAAUCGAACCGUUUCAUGUGAAACUAAAAUUCAUGCCUUCCAAACAGGGCCUUAGCAAGAGGAAACCCAGCAUAGCAUCCUUCCAAUAUCUCGCACGUUGUGCUUCCAAUGGCUGUAAAUGAUAUAGGUCCUGCCCGAUAGAGAAUUAUGGGCGACAGAGGUUUCUUUGGCGCAACUGUAAAUGCUUGGCAUGUAAGUCUCAUCU
Messenger RNA from Oryza sativa Japonica Group (Japanese rice), 2042 nucleotides. RefSeq names its product probable WRKY transcription factor 4. Lineage: Eukaryota; Viridiplantae; Streptophyta; Magnoliopsida; Poales; Poaceae. The record is from RefSeq and is a predicted model, not a curated record. Gene Ontology annotation, molecular function: sequence-specific DNA binding; DNA-binding transcription factor activity. Gene Ontology annotation, biological process: regulation of DNA-templated transcription.